CAUCUGCUUUUCCUCCCAUAAACAAGGUGACAUAGUGUAGAGUGCUGCCAGAGAACCUCCUCGCCUGCUGCUGCUGAAUCCACAGCCUUUCUCCCAGCCUCCUCACCAGACGGUCUGUGACCUCCAGAUCAACAUCUAUCCAUCCAUCUAUCCAUCACCUCCACUGGAGCAGCGCAGCUCCUCCAGACCCCUGGGCCCUGGGACCACUUCUCUCACCUCCCUCCGUCACCGCCCCGCCACCACUCUCCAUCCUCUGCACCACCCCUCUGUCCACCUGUCCUAGAGUACGCUCUCGCCCCUCACUGCCUAGCGCCCAACCCCACAGAGCCCGCCCCAAGCCCCAGCCAGCCCCAGCAUGGAUAAGGUGCAGCACACGAUGCGCUCGGCCAUCCGCAGAGCCUCCAUGGCGGUGGACGUGCCCCCCCAGGCCAGGCAGAACAUGCAGGAGCUCUUUGUCAACUUCAGCCUCAUCCUCAUCUGCCUGCUGCUCAUCUACAUCAUCGUGUUGUUGAUACCACUGUAGCUGAACCACCAACCACCACAGCUUCAGUGAGGGCCAAGCUUGAGAUGUAAUCUGCAUCCAUCCAAUCAUCCAUCCAUCACUAGCCUUCCUGAGGAACCUUCCAGAAGACAGACUUCCUGCUCAUCGGCAUCGUGUUGCUCCUCAUGCUUGUCCUGGUCAAGCUCAUGUAACCGCUGACCUCUGACAUCUGACCUCAUGGCUUACAGUAGUUAGGUUGAGCAAUUCCAGUACCCAAGGGCCACAGAUUCUGAUGGGAGUCCCUCUACCUCUGAUUUGAUCAUAUAAAUACACCAUGGCUUUGACUAAUUACUAUUCAACAGUUGUUCAUCCACAGCAUCAAAUCACUGAAUAAAGGCUGCGAACCUGCUGGAUUAGAAUCCAAGAUCUUGAGCUUUUGGAGAGAAGAAAAGUCUGGGAUUCCAUGAGAUCGUAACAUGAGACGACAAGAUUCAAAAUAUGACAGGAGGAUGAAGCUCCAUCCACCGAUGGUAGAGAAUGUAAAAAAUGUUGGCAUGGUAGAAUCAAUAGCAUGCCCUCCUUCUGUUUAGCUGACCUCCCCCUAGUGGUAGAAUCACCUAACUGCACCACAUUUCAUUCUGGCCAAUGGUUUAUUUUUAAGUAUGCCAUUCAGCAGACACUUUUAACCAGAGUGACUAACAGUCAUGCGUGCAUACAUUUUACGUAUGGGUUUAUAUGAGCCAUAGAGAACAAGCUCUUUAAAGCUUUUACACUCACAGUCAGACUAUUCAAAGCUAUUAAGACCAAAGCACAGAACACGAAUGAUGCCACUGACAAAUGAAAUGGAACUGAAAAUGAUUAAAGCUGCAAUAUGUAACUUUUUUGGGUGACCCUACACAAUUCACAUAGAAAUGUGCGUUAUAGAUCUGUCAUUCUGAUUGAAAGCUAAUCUAAUCUGUUGUAUGUGUGCUAUUUCUAUGCUUCCCAUUUUUUUGUCUUUUACUUUCUUUUUCAGCUACAAACGGCUGAAAAUACAAUAUUUUUGGUUAUGGAAAAUAUAUUUCACAGCGGUUUAGACGGUACAAUGAUUCUCUACACUAUACUUUCUUGUUUGCCACAUAAACUGAAAUUAGGCAAACUAGUAUGUGAUCUUUAAAGGCCCAGUGUAUUCAAAAACGUGAAUUUCCUGUUUUAUAUAUAUAUUUCCACACUAUGAGGUUGGAAUAAUACUGUAAUAUUGUGAAAAUGAUGAUAAUGCCAUAGAGCUGUUUGAAAGGAUUGCCUAAAAUUUCUGCCUGUUUUGGUUGGAUGGAGUUUUGGCCUUCUAUGGUGACAUCCCCAUGCGGUAAAUUAGAUAAUAGACCAAUGAGAAAAAAAGAGUUCCAAACGUCUCUGAAAAUAACAGCUCAUUUUCAGUUUCCCCCUCCUCCCCACUCCCAGACAGUCGCAGCAAAAUUCUUGCUUGAGAAAUUGCCCUUUGCUAAGAAGCAAUUCUUUUACCAUUUUAAAUGAAAACAAUCACAAGUGAGGUACUUAAUUGUUACCCAGAAAUGAUUUGAUGUUGAGAUAAAAACAGCUGCAUAUGACCUUUAAAGUUAUCAGUCCUUUGUGGUGUGAUAUAAUCUCUUGCACUCACAGAGUAACUGUUGAGUUCGGCCCUCCCUUUGGAGACGGUUUGCUUUCCAUCUUUUUGUGUCCAGUUGCUUUUGAACACAGUAUGAGUUUUAGCAUAUUCACAACACAUUCUUCACUCAAUAAAAAUGGGUAUGUAAGUGUAAA
Salvelinus fontinalis (brook trout) is the source of this 2260-nucleotide messenger RNA. RefSeq names its product cardiac phospholamban-like. The coding region runs from base 356 to 523 and encodes 55 amino acids. Gene Ontology annotation, molecular function: ATPase inhibitor activity. The record is from RefSeq and is a predicted model, not a curated record. The transcript is spliced from 3 exons. Gene Ontology annotation, biological process: negative regulation of heart rate; negative regulation of ATPase-coupled calcium transmembrane transporter activity; negative regulation of calcium ion import into sarcoplasmic reticulum. Gene Ontology annotation, cellular component: membrane; sarcoplasmic reticulum. Lineage: Eukaryota; Metazoa; Chordata; Actinopteri; Salmoniformes; Salmonidae.